Molecule: messenger RNA, 1080 nt
Organism: Symbiodinium sp. CCMP2456
Lineage: Eukaryota; Dinophyceae; Suessiales; Symbiodiniaceae
Source: the annotation of a GenBank genome assembly
AUGCGGAAGAAAUAUCACUGCUGGGCCUCGGCCUGGCUUCAGACCAUUCUUUGUUUUCUUCGUUUGGCAGAAGGAUCCACAGCCGACGCCCAGGUCGUGCUAGCAUCUGGGAAGGGCGGAGACAGGCGGCCUCAGGGUGCCCUGGCAGUUACUCGUGACAUUGAGCGACGGGUGGUCCAGGCUGGAGGCAACACGGUAGGUGUUCUGGUGGCAUCGCUUUCUUGGACUUCUGCUGACGACCUUGACCUGCACAUGCUUUUGCCAGGUGGUCAGGAAAUCAGCUACAGGCACAAGACGGCGGAAGGUGGUGAGUUGGAUGUUGACAUGUGUGUGCAAGGGAAGCAUGGUGGCAAUUGUGCUGACCGGCCAGUCGAGAACAUUGUGUUCCAGGAUGACCCACCUGCAGGGCGCUACAAGAUCUUUGUCCAGAACUUUAACUACCACUUGAACACCCUGCCGGAGAACAUGCAGGUGGCCCGAAUGCAGGAGGGCCGCAAGGCUUCGAAAGAGGAGAUGCAGCUUCGCCUUAGCCAAGAUCGACCGGUGCUGUUCGACCUGCUGCUCAAGGUGCACGGAAGCAAGAAGCUCUUCGAAGGUCUCUGCACGCCGGCAGGAAAAACGCACGGAAGUAGCGAUGUAAUUGUCUUGGAAUUCGACUAUGACCCCACGAAGGAUGAGGACGAGAGGUUCAUUCCGCACUUUGAAGCCGUCGCGGCUCAAGAAUGCCUAAGAUACUCGGAGAAGCUUGCCCUGGCUGGCUCGGAGGCACGUGCUUUGCCGGGAAGCCCGCGCGAGAAGUCUGUUCAGCCAAGAACAUCCGAUGGCAAGGUGAAGCAAACAGGCGGUGGAGGUGCAAAGGCACAUCGCGCUGGCAAGCGAGCAGGUCAAGGCAGGGAAGAUGCAAAGCACGCAGCGCUUCAGGCAGUUCGGAGUUCCUCUCCAGAACUGCUCGCUGCCAAGCCGGCAUCGGUGCUGCGGUCUUUGCUGUCUGAUCUGGGUGCUACGUGCAAGGGCUGCAUGGAAAAGGCGGAGCUGGUUGAGAAGCUGCUUGCUGCGGCCGAUGUUAGGUCAGAGCUCUGA